UAUAAUCUGACAGGAUGCCGUAAAGGGUUUUCCAUCCUCAACAACAUCCUGGAAUUAAUCAUCGCUCAAGCCGAGAGAUCCACUCGUCAUGGCCUUCACGCUCUCAUCCAUCGGCACCAACCUCUACACGGCAUUCGCCGUCUUCCUGCUCACCUCUUGGAUCCUGACGGCGCUCGGGUUCACUGCCCUCAAUGUCCUGAACACGAGUAGCAGCUUCAUCGAGUCCUUCGCCUCGAUCAGUCUUCUCACCUUUCUUCUCGCUCGACUCAUCGUACUCACAACCACUCAAAAAGAUGACGCUCCCAACACUAUCGCCCACACCAUCACCACAGCGCACCGUCGUUCCCAGAAGGCCGCCCUCCUUCUCUUCACCUUCACCUGUACCUGGCUUUACGAACUCCUCAUGAAAGCCGUUAUGUCGUUCUUCAUGGUGGUGCUCGGGUUCGCCGUAACAGCUAUCAUCUACAACGACCCGGAAGGCAAGGACUGGACUGUGACGGAUAAUGGCAGGACCACCCAGAGUCAACAGGAAGAUAGCCCAACGACGGCGUUGGCUGAAAUCGACGAGUUCAAGACCCGCGCGGGAGUGGAUUUUGACCCCACGGCCAUCUUCAAGUGGAUUCCGCCCCAGACGCUGGUUUAUUUGGUUGUCUUGGUGUGGCUUAAUUUUGCUACGUUGGGUGUCUAUUUGAUGAGGUAUGCUUGGAGGGCAUUGAAGAGUGCGCUGGGUUCGUCGACAGCGAGUACUUUCCCUGUGGCUGCUGUUCAAGGGAACGAGAAAUGAAGUACUAAGCUAUCAGGGUUGGUGAGGUUGUUCGAGAUGGGAUAGUCAAUAAUCUGGAUAAGAAACGAGAGGGGUGCCUGACAUGCAAGGCACCAGGAUCAGGCAGGCAGGCAGCAUGUUUGCAUCACCGGCAAACCACAUCGCCACCCUUCCAUUUCCACGGCUGCUUCAUCUCCUGUAGAUAAUUCUCUUCCAUCGAUUGAUGGCCAUGAUGAGCGCUUCGAUCGUCAAUUUCAUCAUUAUUUCAAUCAUAGAUCAUCAAUCAAGCUCAAACUCAAAAC
This is a messenger RNA of Aspergillus steynii IBT 23096, 1065 nucleotides long. RefSeq lists its product as uncharacterized. NCBI's taxonomy places the organism in Eukaryota, Fungi, Ascomycota, Eurotiomycetes, Eurotiales, Aspergillaceae. Bases 89 to 784 code for a protein of 231 amino acids. The record is from RefSeq and is a predicted model, not a curated record. The transcript has a single exon.